AUGGCUUCCCUCUGCACGAACAACUUGAUGCGGCUCAGCGCGGCCGGGAAGCUCUGUACAGCUAUGGGCAUCAGGCUUGUAAAUAAUACGCAGGUUGUUCAUUUGGCGGCUAAUGCAGGUUUCGAUGCCCUUUUCAUUGAUCUGGAGCACUCGACACUAUCAAUACAGGAUUCAAGCCAGCAUUGCAUAGUAGGGCUGCAGCGAGGUAUCACACCAUUCGUCAGGGUUCCUUACCAGUGCGGCAACGGCUUUGUACAGAAGGUAUUAGAUGGUGGGGCUAUGGGUGUGAUCUUCCCUCAUAUCCGAGGUCGAGAGGACGCACAGGCGGCGGUGUCGAUUUGCAAGUAUCCACCUCAGGGGACUCGGUCCAUCACUGGACAGCUACCGCUCUUCUCUCUCAAGGCAAAACCGCAAGAGUCGAUAAUAUCUGAGACAAACGCCGACGGCUCCAGCGUCUUCCUGAUGAUUGAGACGAAAGAAAGCGUAGACAAUAUCGAAGACAUAGCAUCGGUCCAAGGCGCAGAUGUCAUCUUGGUUGGCUCGAACGACCUCGCUAUCGAGCUUGGAGUACCAGCCCAGUUUGGCAGCAAUACCUUUCGGGAGGCCUUGGAAAUUGUCAGCAAAGCCUGCAAAAAACAUGGGAAAAUCUUCGGCUUGGCAGGUAUUUAUGAUAAUCACGACUUGCAUGACUGGGCUAUCAAUGGACUGGGGGCACGUUUUCUUCUUGGCGGGCAGGACUCGGCGAUACUGGCCAAAGGCGCGAAGGAGACCAUGGCAGCGAUCACGAAAGUACCUACCUAG
Diaporthe amygdali is the source of this 801-nucleotide messenger RNA. RefSeq names its product aldolase. Gene Ontology annotation, cellular component: cytoplasm. Lineage: Eukaryota; Fungi; Ascomycota; Sordariomycetes; Diaporthales; Diaporthaceae. Gene Ontology annotation, molecular function: aldehyde-lyase activity. The transcript has 3 exons. Bases 1 to 801 code for a protein of 266 amino acids. The record is from RefSeq and is a predicted model, not a curated record.